Aspergillus terreus NIH2624 is the source of this 1974-nucleotide messenger RNA. Its product is annotated as beta-glucuronidase. The transcript is spliced from 2 exons. Gene Ontology annotation, biological process: carbohydrate metabolic process; glucuronoside catabolic process. Gene Ontology annotation, molecular function: beta-glucuronidase activity; carbohydrate binding. Lineage: Eukaryota; Fungi; Ascomycota; Eurotiomycetes; Eurotiales; Aspergillaceae. The record is from RefSeq and is a predicted model, not a curated record. The coding region runs from base 1 to 1974 and encodes 657 amino acids.
AUGCUGAAGCCCCGACAAACACCUUUCAGAGAUCUGAUCUCUCUCGACGGGCUUUGGAAGUUUGCUCUCGACUCCGGUGAUAAUGCAACAGCCGCACCCUGGACGGGUCCAUUGACCACAGAUCUCGAGUGUCCCGUUCCAGCCUCUUAUAAUGACAUCUUCGUCGAUCGUCAGAUCCGUGACCAUGUCGGAUGGGUUUACUACCAGCGCGAGGCUAUCGUCCCCAGAGCCUGGUCACAGCAGCAAUAUCUCGUAAGGGUUGAUGCCGCCACGCACCAAGGCCGCAUCUAUAUCAACGACAAUCUGGUCGCCGAGCACAGGGGAGGCUACACCCCUUUCGAAGCAGAUAUUACGGGUCUUGUCUCUGCUGGUGACAGCUUCCGCUUGACCAUUGCCGUCAACAAUGAGCUGACCCACGAGACUAUCCCACCAGGCAGGAUCGAGGUGGAGGAGUAUACAGGUAAAAGAGUACAGGUCUACCAGCAUGAUUUCUUUAAUUACGCUGGGCUUGCGCGCUCCGUCUGGCUGUAUUCUGUUCCGCAACAGCACAUCCAGGACAUCAAAGUCGUCACUCAUGUGAAAGGCUCUGCAGGGCUCAUCAAUUACCUCGUCACGGUCUCCAACUCGACGACAGGCCGCGUCAAGAUCGACGUGAUCGAUAAAGAUGGCACGACAGUUGCCGAAGCAUCAGGCGCACGUGGCUCUGUCACAAUAGACUCCGUCAAGCUGUGGCAGCCGGGUGAGGCGUAUCUUUACCAAUUUAGAGCCAGCAUAGUGGGGUUGAACGACAGUGUAGUCGACACCUACUGUGUUGAGACGGGUGUGCGCACAGUCAAGGUCAGUGGGAACAGGUUCCUCAUAAACGACAAGCCAUUUUACUUCACUGGCUUUGGGAAGCACGAGGACAGUGCUGUGCGCGGAAAAGGCUACGACCCAGCAUACAUGGUUCACGAUUUCCAGCUGAUGGAUUGGAUGGGAGCCAACUCGUUCCGCACCUCCCACUACCCCUACGCUGAAGAGGUCAUGGAAUUUGCGGACCGGCACGGAAUCGUCGUCAUUGACGAGACGCCCGCCGUCGGCCUGGCAUUCUCCAUUGGGUCUGGAGUUUCCAGCGAAGACAGUCCGCAGACUUUCACCCCGGAAGGGAUCAACAAUAACACCCGCGAAGCUCACAAGCAGGCGAUCCGGGAGCUCAUUGCUCGGGAUAAGAAUCACGCCAGCGUCGUCAUGUGGUCGAUUGCGAAUGAGCCUGCGUCGCAGGAGGUGGGAGCCCGUGAGUAUUUCGCGCCGCUGGUUGACCUGGCCCACGAGCUCGACCCAAGUCGCCCUGUUUGUUUUGCAAAUUAUGGAGACGCCACGUAUGAGGUGGAUCGGAUCUCGGAUAUGUUUGAUGUCCUCUGCCUCAACCGCUAUUUCGGGUGGUAUUCCCAAACCGGGGAGGUUGAGGAGGCCGAGGCGGCUCUCGAAAAGGAACUAUUGGGCUGGGAAGGGAAAUACGGCAAACCUAUCGUCAUAACAGAAUACGGAGCUGACACCAUGGCCGGCCUCCAUUCUGUGCUUGCUCUUCCAUGGAGUGAGGAAUUCCAGGUCCAACUACUCGAUAUGUAUCAUCGGGUGUUUGACCGCAUUGACUCAGUGGUAGGAGAGCACGUCUGGAACUUUGCUGAUUUCCAGACGGCUGUAGGGAUUAUUAGGGUGGAUGGAAACAAGAAGGGUGUCUUUACCAGGGAAAGGAAACCAAAGGCUGCAGCUCAUACAUUGAAAACACGGUGGAGUGCCGGCUUCGCAGCUAUGUGUCUUGAGCAUCGUGAGAAGAACUUCGGAUUAGCCCUGGUAAAGGCAAGGCGCAGGCGGGGCGCAGGCGGGACGCGCCGUUCACUCUUCCGUCCAUCAGAGCUGGCAGGGCCGACAACACCUGCCGGCAUAAGUUACAUACGGCCUAGGCGCCCACUAUACUUCCUAUUUGGCGCUUAA